Micropterus dolomieu (smallmouth bass) is the source of this 2710-nucleotide messenger RNA. RefSeq names its product protein zyg-11 homolog. The record is from RefSeq and is a predicted model, not a curated record. The coding region runs from base 135 to 2333 and encodes 732 amino acids. Gene Ontology annotation, cellular component: Cul2-RING ubiquitin ligase complex. The transcript has 14 exons. NCBI's taxonomy places the organism in Eukaryota, Metazoa, Chordata, Actinopteri, Centrarchiformes, Centrarchidae.
GAAGAUUUCAUAACUUUUCUUUGAUUUACAGGGAAGAAACUGAUUUUAAAAAACACUUCUUUUAAUUUAAGAAUUUGCUGAACAACGUGGUACCGUCGUUUUGUUUUUGUCAUUUUCCUGUCGACUUUUCAAGCAUGGAUGCAGAGGGCCCCCAGGCCCUGGGUGACCUCUGCUUGGCUCAGGUGUGCCACAGCCUGAACGCUCUGUGCAGCAGGCGAGCAGACGGCUCCAUGUGCCUCAGCUGGGCCCCGCUCUUCCCACAGGAGGUGGCUGACCAGCUGCUGUCUAAGAUGGCAACUAAAGGCAUACUGAAUGACACAACUGUUGGGAUUUUCCGAAACUGCAAGGAACUCCGCCUGCGCCGUGCCUCCAUCCGCUGCUGUCCAGUGUCAGCAGAAGCUUUUCGCUUGGCCCUUUGCCCUCACCGGCUCCAGGAACUUGAUGCCUCCUGCAUUUCGGGGGGCCUCACUGGAGCUAACAUUAUCUCAAGUUUGGCCUCCAACCCUGAGUGCAGAUCCAGCCUGCAGAGGUUAUCCCUCAAUGGGCUAUGUCUGGACUGUGAGUCUCUGGGGGAGGCUGGAGGGACCCGUGUUGGCUUCCGCUCCCUGCAGGGCUUGAGGACACUCAACCUUGCCAACACAGACCUGACUGAUACUGUCCUUGAGGAUAUCUGCACUCUUCCUCUGCUGGAGAGCCUGGAUAUCUCUUGCAGUACCGUCUCAAAGCUCACUGCACUCCUUGACUGCAAGAACACCCUUAGAUCUCUGAUCACCCAUCGGCUGCGGCAGCUGGAUAUGUCGCCUGCCAGAUUGCUCUUUGUCCUUAGCCAGCUUCAAGCUCUCAGGCAUCUAGAUUUUUCAGAUGACCAUUUUACUGUGGAUGACAGUAACGGGAGAGAUGGGGAUGAGACAGUCCGGCAGCUUCUGGAGGGGAGUCCCCAGGUCCUCCCUUCCCUCGUUUCUCUAGAUAUCUCUGGACGGAAGACAAUCACUGGUGCAGCAGUCAGAGCGUUUGUGGAUGCCAGAGGUGGACUGGUCUUCCUGGGCCUGCUGGCCACUGGGGCUAGCUCCUGUGAUGCCCUGUCUUCAAAGAAAAGCCUAAAAGUAACUGGAGACGCUAAUGAGAACCAGGUGUGCGAGGCCCUGAGAAGGUACAGAGACCGUGAGUGUUUCAUACGAGAGGCUCUCGUCCAUCUCUACAAUCUAGUCACUGACACUGACAAACCACGACCAGAUAUGCUAAAGCUGGUGUUGAGGGCGAUGCAGCGCUACCCCACCUCCCUGCACAUCCAUCUUGUGGCCACAGCAUGUGUUUUCAACCUGACCACUCAGGACCUUGCAGAGGCCAUGCCUGUCAGUUUGCUCAGCUCCACUGUCACUCAGCUGCUGCACGCCAUGAAGACCUUCCCCAACCACCAACAGGUGCAAAAGAACUGUCUGCUGGCACUCUGCAGUGACUACAUCCUUCAGGAUGUCCCCUUUGACAAGUAUUUAGCGUCCACGCUGGUGAUUAACUGGCUGAGCAGCCACGAGGAUCCUACCCUUCAGAGGAUGGCGGUGGCUGUCAUCUCCAUUCUGGUGGCCAAGUUGUCCACAGAAGAGACCGCUAUGCUUGGCAAGGACAUCUUUAUUAUGAAGCAGCUUCUGGCUAUUGUGCAGCAGAAAGCCAUGGUCGGAGUGGUGGACUCCACUCUGAAGUUCGCCCUGAGUGCCCUGUGGAACCUGACAGAUGAGAUGCCCAGUGCUGCUCGCAGUUUCAUCGAGUGCCAGGGCCUGGAGCUGUACGAAGAGGUUCUGGAGACCUACAACACUGAACCAUCCAUUCAGCAGAAAGUUCUUGGCCUCCUGAACAACAUAGCAGAGGUGGAGGUGUUACAGGCGGACCUGAUGGAGGAGGACCUGCUGGAGCACAUCCUCAGCCUGCUGCAGGACCCACAGGUGGAGAUGGGGGUCCGUUACUUUGCUGGGGGGAUUCUAGCACAGCUCGCCUCCAGACCAGAAGCAUGGACCCUGGACGACGAGCUCCACAGCACCAUUCUGAAGCAGCUGCAUGAAUCCAUAAUAACGUGGACCCAGCUGGAGAGAGAGAUGGUGUCUUACAGGUCGUUCCGUCCAUUUUGCCCUCUGCUUCAGACGAACCAGCCCUCGGGAGUGCAGCUGUGGGCAGUCUGGGCCAUACAGCUGGUCUGCAGUCAAAACACUUCACUUUACAGCAGCCUGCUGGAGAAGGAGGGCGUGACUGAACUUCUGAAGUCUUUGGCUGCUCAUCCCGACACACACAGUGACAUUAAGGAACUAUCAGACAGCAUCUUGCAUUUGGUGGAGCAACACUAGAGUCACUCAGGGCCCUUCAACAACCAGAUGGGCCUCGAAACGCUUUGACAAAAAGUGAUUGAUUUAUUGUCUUUGAGCUGUGCCUAAAAUGUGCUAGACGUGAGGUGGCAGAAAAAGCAGAUAUUGAAGAACAGACAUGUCAAUCUUAGAAUUCAGGUUUAAUGUAAUAGAUUAUGUGUUGUAUAUUUUAUUCAAGGUAUGAUCACUGGUUGUGAAAAGGUAUUUCUGUCAUUAUCUACUUUUAAACUGUUGAUUUAGUUUAAAUCAUUUGGGGGGGAAGUCUUUUGUAAUAUUUGCACUAUUCUGAGGUCGAAUUGCUGUUAAGUUUGAAAAUGUUUGACCUUAAUAAAUGGUUCCAAAUAAAUUGAGAGACUGAA